AUGAAUUUCGAGUACUAUAACUUUAAGCAGCUAAGAAGGGGAAAAUUCACGGUGGAUUUGGUCAUAAGUCACCUGAAAAAUUCCAAUAAAUUAUGCGAUCGUGCUGCAUUAUGGCUAUUCCACGGAGGCCGAUUUGAUAUCAUCGUCGCCCAGAAAACCGGCGAUGCGGUCACCAUUCUCCAAGCACCCCUGCAAGAUGGUUUGGGAGAGCUGGUAUUCCAGGACGGCGUCGUGCGGAAUAACAGAGAGCUUCGUUUCAACCUGAUACUUGAAGGAAAAGAUAAAAAUGUGAAUCUGGAGAGCUCGGAGAGACUUCUAACUGGCAUGCUGCGUUGCAUUCCUUCUUGCCUAAUUCCAGUCUACUUCUACAAUGACUUAAGUCUGCCAGAGGAAUUCGAUGGUAUGAUAGCAAUUUCUACGAAAUGUCUGAGGCAUUCAUUCCUUGCUUCCAGUAUUCUGGCAGGAAGCUGUCUUGACGGACAACUUUUCAUUGCAUAUUGUGAUCAAUCCUUACCUGGUCCGGGAAAGUGCUUUUUGACUUUUGACAGAAAUCCAAAAAUUUGGAAGUAUCUUGGACCUGCGAUAACACACAUCAAGGCCUACUUGAGAGCCAAUAGAACGCUUAUUGGUUAUUCCAGUUCUUCACGAUCCUACUUGAUUAGUGAAAAUUAUGGCCAAUCGUGGGUUCUUAUCCAUCAUUUCGUUUUCAGAAAAAUGCUUGCGACACCUGAUGUUACAUUGGAUACUACUUUGAUGGUGGAUGAUGCAAACUUCAAUCAAGUUAUAGAUUAUAGCAUCCGGAAUUGGAGGUGUAAGUUGCUUCUAAAGAUACCAUCCAGUACUAUUUCAGCCUUCAAAUAA
Molecule: messenger RNA, 861 nt
Organism: Rodentolepis nana
Lineage: Eukaryota; Metazoa; Platyhelminthes; Cestoda; Cyclophyllidea; Hymenolepididae
Source: the annotation of a GenBank genome assembly